UUAAACGGAAAAAUGGAAAUUUUACAACGAGCUUUUAUUGAUAUUUAAUAAGUUUAAAACAGAGCUUUUCUAUGAGCAGCGACUCGCUGAAGUCACGGAAAGUGUGUGAAGAAAAUAUUUAAAAAUAAAUGCAAAUAAAUAAAAAUAAAAUUUCAAAAAUCCGUAUGAAAAAUUAAAUAAAGUGUUAACUCGUUGAAAAGCAAGAGAAUAUAUGAAUAUAUGUAUGUAUUGUAUGUGGCUAAUACACUAGUUACUUGUGAGUGAGUGAAGUUCAGAAAACAGCGGAAAAUGAGAUUUCACAAAGAACGUUGUGCAACGUGAAAUAAAACCAGUUGCUUUGGGAUAAUAUAAAACAAUUUUUCUUUAUUUGCAAAGAUUUAAAUAGUGGAGAAGAAUAAAGGCGGCGCACGAAGCAUCGAUGCAAUAGCCAGAGUGUGCUAAUCAAGGAUUACAAAAUGUUGCCGGAUAUAAAAUAAUACUUGAGUGCAAUAACUUGAAGCUACGGAAAAUAUGUAAUAAAUAUAAUAAAAACAAAAGUGUAUGCCCGAGUAUUUCAACAAUAUCAAUUCAAUUAUUUCAUACGUUGCUAUUCGAAAAAAAUGCAUUUAAAGAAUGAUAAUGAAAUGAACUCAAAUACGAAUGUAACUGCAGCAUUGAACACGAAACCGAUAACAGCGAACCGAACUGAUUUUAGUUCUACAGCAGCCAGAAGCUCGAUAACAAUAACUUCGUCAAAUUCGUCGACUGACAGUUGCGCCUCAUCAACCGAUUCUGGUGUAAUUAUCACCGACAAUAAAAGAACAUGCAACAACAGUGUAGACAUCAAUGGCACAAGUGGCAAUACCGCGAAAGAUAACAACAGUAAUAACGGCAAUGACAGUGACGAUAUGCGAAGGCGCAGUGAAGAAAAUUUGAAAUCAAACAAAAAUAUUACAAUAAACAAUCAAAAUGAUAACAAUAGCAUAAAUAUAGAAAAUGUAAUCAAUUUGCGACGGCACCGGCACUCCUCAAGUAGCAGAAGCAGCAGAAAGUCUUUCAAUAAUUGUUCGCCGGCAGUGUCCAUACGCAGCAAUACCAUAUCGAUCAUAUCGAUCGAUGAAAAUGACAUCGACUCGAGUGUUGUCGACUCAGACUCGGACUUUGAGGGUCAAAACAGUAGCUAUGUCGUUAAGAAGCUUGGGCAACAAACAACCUACGAGCCAAAUCAUCCUAAUUUGCCGAAUAUCAAUAAGGGUAUGCAAGUGCUAAGUCAGACGAUAAGUCCAGGUGCAAUGCCCCCAACGGCCGGUCCGCUUUCUGAAACGAUACUCAAUGGUGGUACACUCUCUCCGCCUCUACUCGGACCCCCUCCUAUGACGCCAAACACAGCGCAAAUCGGUAGCAUUGCACUCUCAAACUCAACAGAUGUUACCUUCGGCGAUAAGCAUUUCUACGAGGGGCCAGUGACGAUACAACAGUUUCUCAUUGAUAGUCGCGAUAAAUGGAAAAAUGGUGAAGAAGGUGGAAAUGAUAAUCCAAACUUCAUAAAUGUUUCUGAUGCGGAAGACGCCACUAAAGCUAACAGCCCGAACGCACAACCCGAGACACAAUAUGAAUUCAUAUUUAAACGACGUGCAGUCAUCAUCACUGGUGCAAUAAUUCUACUAACAAUAUUAAUCGGGAUAAUCAUAGUCACAGUGAAUAACCUCACAAAAGAAAGGAUUCGAAAAAAACCCCUGGAAGAUAGCAAGUACAUGUUUAAUGGCACACUGUUGAUAGUCAGCAAAGACGAAUGGUUUGCUGAGGCUGUGAAAGAUGACAUUGAUAAAUUAAAAUUGCCAGUACCGCGCGUCGUUAUCUCUCAUACUGCUUCAACAAUUUGUGAGAAUAAGGUUCAGUGUGAUGCACGCGUGCAAAGUGUACAAGCCUUUCAUAUACAUUCAAAUGGCUGGAGUGAUAUUGGUUAUAAUUUUCUAGUUGGCGGAAAUGGUUUAGUGUAUGAAGGGCGUGGCUGGUAUGAAGAAGGUGCCCACACUAAAGGCUAUAAUAAAGACGGCAUUGGCAUAGCUUUUAUCGGCACCUUCAAUGAAGAAGUACCUACAGCGAAUGACUUGAAAGCAGCUCAAUUACUUAUUGAAGAAGGGGUGAAGUUGGGUGUGCUCGCACAAGAUUAUCGUCUCUAUGGAGCGCGGCAGCUGAGCGGCACCGAAAGUCCUGGAAAAGCACUCUAUAGCAUAAUCACAAAAUGGCCACACUGGAGUAGACGCAUUUGAGUGUAUAGAAAUUAAUAGACAAUUUGCAAUAUCCAAUGGCUAUGUAUAUACUAAGUGUAUAGGACAAAUCGAGUUAACUAUUCAAAAUUUUAAAUUUUUUUAUAUAUUCCAUAUAAUUGUAUAUUUUAUGCUCUAAAUGUUAAUGCCCACUUGCUUACAUUUGUACAUUUGUCUAAUAUAUGUUUUUAACAAAAAAAAAUAUAUUUAAUUAGUUAUUUAAAA
Molecule: messenger RNA, 2474 nt
Organism: Anastrepha obliqua
Lineage: Eukaryota; Metazoa; Arthropoda; Insecta; Diptera; Tephritidae
Product: peptidoglycan-recognition protein LC-like
Exons: 5
Coding region: 600-2252 (550 amino acids)
Biological process (GO): peptidoglycan catabolic process
Molecular function (GO): zinc ion binding; N-acetylmuramoyl-L-alanine amidase activity
Source: RefSeq, a predicted model, not a curated record